Molecule: messenger RNA, 3725 nt
Organism: Anarrhichthys ocellatus (wolf-eel)
Lineage: Eukaryota; Metazoa; Chordata; Actinopteri; Perciformes; Anarhichadidae
Gene: stc2a
Product: stanniocalcin 2a
Exons: 4
Coding region: 256-1113 (285 amino acids)
Biological process (GO): intracellular calcium ion homeostasis
Cellular component (GO): extracellular region
Molecular function (GO): hormone activity
Source: RefSeq, a predicted model, not a curated record
UCCAAAUUGACACCCGGGGCUCUGAGAAAUAUAGGCAGCAUCCCUUCCAGCUCAUGCAUUCAGUCCCACAGCUGCCCCACUAGACACCAAGCCGCAGCUGCGCUGAUCACUGAUCCAAGGUGAACCCUCACUCACACACACACACACACACACACACAUACACAGAGACACACACACACACACACACACACACACGUAUACGCACACACACUGCCGGAUCUUUGCUGGAAAUCGGAGCACACUACCGGGGACGCAAUGAUGGUCAAACUGGCCGUGGCGCUGCUGGUUUUGUCAGUGCUGGAGCAAGUGGCGGGAUCGGAUAAUAUCGAUAUCCAUGACAGCCUCCCGGAGAAGCCCGUGAUCCAAAAAGGACGCCUGUCCCUGCAGAAUACAGCUGAGAUCCAGCACUGCCUGGUGAGUGCAGGGGAUGUCGGCUGUGGUGUGUUUGAGUGCUUUGAGAAUAACUCCUGCGAGAUACGAGGGCUACAGGAAAUCUGCAUGACGUUCCUGCACAAUGCUGGCAAAUUUGACUCUCAGGGGAAGUCCUUCAUCAAGGAUGCUCUGAAAUGUAUGGCUCAUGGGCUACGGCACAAGUUCAGCUGUAUCAGCAGGAAGUGUGUGUCCAUUAAAGAGAUGGUGUUCCAGCUCCAGAGAGAGUGUUAUAUCAAACACAACCUGUGCUCUGCCGCUAAGGACAAUGUGGCCGUCAUGGUGGAGAUGAUCCAUUUCCAAGAUCUCUUCCCUAAAGGCCCAUAUGUGGAGCUGGUGAAUAUUCUCCUGAGCUGUGGCGAGGAGGUGAAGGAGGCACUGACACGGAGUGUCCGGCUACAGUGCGAGCAGAACUGGGGGGCUCUGUGCGACAGCCUGAGCCUCUGCUCCUCCCUCGCUCCGUCUCCCGCCGGCUCUGCCAUCGAACACCACCGCCGCCCCUUGCCCUCCCAUCCUGAGCCGGAGCACACUCGCCCCCCGCGGCAAGGUGACAAGGAAAAACCCGCUAAGGCCGGCUUCAACGCUCACCCACGCAAUCGCAGUCAGGGACCCCGCCGCCAGAGUCCAGAGGCCGGAGUUGUGACUGAGCAGGAAGACCCCAGGGCCACCGACAUCCGGAGGUGAAAGCGCAGGAGACGGUACCGACCUUUGACUCCCUACAACGUAUAAAAACCACACUUGCAGACUUAUGCACACUUUCACACAAAACCACAUGCAUACACACACACACACACACACACACACACACACACACACACACAACACAAUCCCAGACAGACUGAGCAAAAGGAAACAAGCCCCGCCCUUUCCUGUCCUUAUUCCGCCCUCUCCAGUCAUUCCAACAAUCCCACAUAGUAAACUUGCAGGGUAAUUGUGGUGUAGCGUGUACUGUCAUGCCAGACCGUAGGCCUCGAUUGUUAUUAUCAUAAUUAUUUCAACUGUUAGGAUUAUUUUUGGCUCUAAUAUAGCAUUUCUCAAAUCAUACUUACUGUAAGAUUUGAUUGUAUUUGUAUUAUUUAUUUUAUCCUGUAUGCAAUGUUGAAGUAUCAAAAUGUACAUAGAAAUAUACUUAUCUAUAUUUAUAUAAACAUGUAUAAAUAUAGUUACAAUAUGCAAUACUGAUAUACUAUAGAUGACAUAGUAGAUGGUGUGCGGUCUGUUGUUCUCCUCACAGUAUUGCACCCAUCACACAUCGGUCUGUAGAUAUGUAACAUACACCAUUUGUUGUUUCAAAGUGGGAAUGUGUAUUAUAAUUACAGAUACUUCAUGAUUAAAUACAUAUUGUACAGGUUUCAAGUCCAGUUCUGGCACAUAUGAAUUGUAGUGCAUGAUGGGCCACGAAGCCAACAAACUUGUGCAUUCUUAAAGUGAAAAUCCACUCUAAAGAGGAUGCAAAAGUAAUACUAUGAAUAUGGACGGUUAUUUCACACAUGUAUGUAUUGAUAAGUCUUUCACAAAGCUAGAAACAAGUGAGCCGGGGCUGAUCUCUGACGUCAACAAGCACUGCUGUCUGGGCAGAAAUGACUGGGAGACAAACACGCACUCUCUUGUUUCAUACGUAUUAGUGCAACUCUGACACGACGCAAAAAGUAUCACGUCGCUCUCAUUCAUUGUUAAUCGUACCUUAGAACGAUGUCUCGGUGACAAUCCAGAUUAACGUCACGUUUAUAGCUUCAGGAGACGUCAUUGUUCUUGUUCACGAAUGAUAAUUGAACUGUCCAAUGUUAUGCAUUAUCUCUCUUUGAAUUGGUUUUCCCGUCUUACUGUCAGCUAUCGGUGAACAACAGCAAAGAGAGGAUGUUCAAUCAAGUCACACACAUCAAGGUGCCUAAACUUGUUAUUGUCCACAGUGACCGCUUCUCUGUGAUUUUAAGUGAAUGGAUGAUACUGUGUCGUGGGGAGAUUUAAUGUUGAGCUAUUUUACGACGAUGUUGAGCCACAGAAGUCUUCGAUUUUGCACUUUGGAUGAUUGUCAGUUGUGUGUUGGGCUGCUGCAGGUUAGGAGAGAAGACCAAGUUACCAGAGCAGUCACCCUGUAAACCAGACCUUACUGUAUAGGAUGUUUCAUUUGAGCAACCCUGGUUUCCCUUAUCAAAAACGGCAGCAAGUUUUGUAUCCCCACGUGCUCCUUCGGACCAGAUUGAGCCCCUUCCUCAGAAGAUCAAUGUUGCCUUUUUGUGGUGUCCCAGUGGGCAGGACAGAGGCUUGACAGAAACCCUCCAGAUCUCUGGCCCCUCUAAAUUAGCCCUUAUUCCACUCUGGUCCUUUACCUAGGUCAGGAGAGACAUGAAGGCCUGUUAUUCUACUCGUUAGAGCCGCAGGCAACGCAGCGAGGAACCAGGAACUGGGUUAAGUCCACACACGGGGGCUCUGGUGCUGUUAUUCUAAAUGUUAUAUUUACUGAGGCCACCAGAGAAUUCCUCUGGGACACAGCCAAGAGCCAGCAACACAGAGGCAGAGGGGAGUGCAGCGAGAAGGAGAGAGACAAUUUUUUAAAAUGUGAUGAUUCACUCCAUCUUUUACUUCUCCUAGUACUCUUCUUCUCUCCCUCCUUUAGGUCACAGGCAGGCUUUCACCAUUUCAGGCCGGUCACGUGCUUUUAGCUGUGGAAGUGCAGUUUGUGAACACAUUACACCACAUGCUGGGGUGCGAUUGGUGCAAAAAAAAUAAAUAAAACCUGCUUAGAUUGUGUUGCUCAGUUAAGGGUUUCUUUCAUGUUUCUAUUUGAUGUACUUACAGUAAGGUAAUGCUUUUCCUCCCAAUCAUUUAGAGACUAUUAUAAGCACAGAGGCUUUGAAUCAUCUGUGAGGCUUUUCAGGCUUUUCUUUCGUUUUUUCUUUAUAUUCUGUUGUGGAAGUUGGGAUUCCUGUGACAUCCCAGCACAAGACAUAAGCUAAUCCUAUUGAGAAUGUACUGUAUGUGUGUGAAGUGACAAUCUGUUCAGCUCUCUGUCAUUAGGUUUGAUAUGGCCUUUUUUUGUAAUAAUGUAGUGGCUUGAAUGGCUUUUCUUUAUGUGUUCAGAGGAAAAUAAAACUAACCACGUUUCAGUUAUUGUUAGUGUUCCAUCACCAUGUUACGUCUUUUCCUCCGUUAAGCACAAGGACUCUGCUCUUACCUUUGAAAAUACAGGACAUGGUCUAGAAGUUUGUAACUCACCUGUAAGACAUUGGGCAUAUGAUCCUAUCAAUAUCUUUGGACUCAUGGAGUCAAAUGUAUCUUGUUACCAUUAAAAUAUU